UGGCUACGGUCGUAGUACGGGCUCUGUGAUUGGUUCGAAUGGAAGGGAGUAGGAAGUGUCGAUCAGUAGUGUGGGCUUUACAUGGGUAGCUAAGUAGUAUCUGGUUAAUAUAAAUCAGCCGUUGAAGCUUUUGUGUCUAAUCGUUCAUCUCCAAUGUAUUGAAGUGAUAAGAGGCAUGCGGGAACAAAGUUUGAGAUCGAUGAGUUUUGCAGAUAUGCCGUUCGGUUGUUUUAUGUCUGUGGCUGUGUAACAAUAGCUUGUUAGCUGGACGUCGUUUCAUUUACUACUCUGCUAGCUUUGAAAUGUUUUAGCUUGUUUGACAGCCAACGUUGCAGUUACCCAAGUUGGUAUCCAGAGAAAUUUUGCUUCUGCGUUUGUGUGUCUGUGUAUUUAUGCUGCGUAGUGGGAGUCAACCGUAACUGAAUGUUUAGGGACAGAAAUAGCAGCAGCUACAGCUAGCAGAUUGUUAGCUUGUCAACAACGACAGCAAUGGGCUAUAAGAGGUGUUCAAACACUGUAAGAACGUUUUAUUUUUGGAUCAUUCUUCUGAUAGUCUUCGCCACAGGAAUAACAGCUGAUGAAGAGCAACACGUGAAUGACGGACAAACGCUAAAGUCUUACCAUGACCCAGACUCUGAAGAGGAAGACAUCCGUCCAGCCUCUGGCACUGUCGCAGAUCCCUCUGUGACCUCUGACCACGAUGUCUCCUGGCCAGAAGAGAAAAAACAGUCAAAUGAAGGUGGACUGGAAGGAGAGGAGAAGGAGGACCUGCCGGAUCAGCAGCCUGUAGUUGAGGAGAAAGCUAAAGAGGUUCCUGUGGUGAAUGGAGGUACAGCACAUGGAGAACCCUGCAUCUUUCCGUUCCGCUUCCAAGAGAAGGAGUACUCGGACUGUACCACUGAUGGACGAGGGGAUGGGCGGCUGUGGUGUGCCACAACCUAUGACUAUGACCAAGAAAAAAAGUGGGGUUUCUGUGAAACUGAGGAACAGGCACAGCAGAGACUGCAGGCUGAAGAGGCUGAGGAGCAGUACCAGACUGUCCUGCGAAUGCUCAAUGCCACCACCAGGAAAUCCCAGAAGAAGGAGUUAUACGAAAAGCUGCUGAAGGUAGCAGAGAAGGGCCACCAGAAAGCCAUGGAGAAGGUGGCAUAUGCAAUGUUGUUUGGAGACUAUAUGAACCAGAAUGUCACCAAGGCCAAAGAAAUGUUUGAGAAGCUUGUUAUUCAGGGCUCUCCCAGAGCUCAGAUGGCUCUUGGCUUUCUGUAUGCUGCAGGACUUGGAGUGAACUCAAGUCAAGCUAAGGCCUUGGUUUACUACACCUUUGGAGCACUUGGUGGAAACUUGGUAGCUCACAUGAUUCUGGGAUACAGAUACUGGGGAGGUGUGGGUGUUCCCCAGAGCUGUGAGUCGGCGCUAACACACUAUAGGCUUGUGGCGAAUCAGGUCUCCUCUUCACCAUCUCCAGUGGCCAGCGAUGUGUCCCUGACAGGGGGCUCAGCGGUGCAGAGGAUCAGGCUUCUGGAUGAGGUGGAGAACCCAGGCUCCACUAGCGGGAUGUUGGAGGAGGACCUGAUCCAGUAUUACCAGUUCCUAGCUGAGAAAGGAGAUGUACAAGCUCAGGUGGGACUAGGUCAGCUACACCUGCAUGGAGGACGUGGGGUAGAACAGAAUCAUCAGAGGGCAUAUGACUACUUCAAUCAGGCUGCAAAUGCAGGGAACACGCAUGCUAUGGCUUUCCUCGGCAAGAUGUACUCAGAAGGCAGCGAGUUUCUCCCUCAGAACAACGAGACGGCCCUGCAGUACUUCAAGAAGGCUUCAGACCUGGGUAAUCCAGUGGGACAGAGCGGCCUGGGCAUGGCCUACCUAUAUGGAAGAGGAGUCCCAGUGAACUAUGAGCUGGCACUGAAGUACUUCCAGAAGGCAGCAGAGCAGGGCUGGGUGGAUGGACAACUCCAACUGGGCACCAUGUAUUACAAUGGCAUUGGUGUGAAGCGCGACUACAAACAGGCACUUAAGUUCUUCAACCUGGCCUCACAGGCAGGACACAUCCUGGCUUUCUACAACUUGGCCCAGAUGCAUGCCACUGGUACUGGUGUGAUGCGCUCCUGCCACACUGCUGUGGAGCUUUUUAAAAACGUGUGUGAGCGUGGUCGCUGGUCGGAGCGUCUGAUGACGGCCUACGGCAGCUUUAAGGAGGGUGAGACAGAUGCUGCACUGGUCCAGUAUCUGCUUCUGGCUGAGCAGGGCUACGAGGUGGCCCAGAGCAAUGUAGCCUUCAUUCUGGACCAGAAAGGGGCAAAAAUCUUCAGUGAGAAUGAGACGUACCCUCGUGCUUUGCUCCACUGGACAAGAGCUGCAGCACAAGGUUACACUGUGGCAAGGAUAAAACUAGGGGACUACCACUUCUAUGGCUUUGGAACAGAUGUGGACUAUGAAACAGCUGUCAUCCACUACAGACUGGCAUCAGAGCAGCAGCACAGUGCCCAGGCCAUGUUUAACCUUGGUUACAUGCAUGAGAAAGGCCUGGGCAUCAAGCAGGAUGUCCAUCUAGCAAAGCGGUUCUACGACAUGGCUGCUGAAGCAAGUCCUGAUGCCCAGGUCCCUGUUUUCCUAGCCUUGUGCAAGCUGGGCCUGGUCUACACACUGCAGUACCUGCAGGAUUUUAAUUUGAAGGAGCUGACUUCUCAGGUGGACCUGGAUCAGCUUCUGGGCCCAGAGUGGGACCUCUACCUCAUGACUGUCAUUGCCUUACUACUAGGCACAGUCAUCGCCUACCGGCAACGCCAGCAUCAAAUCAUAGUGCCCCCUCGCCCUCCUGCCCCCGCCCCAGUGACCCCUCCCAGACAACCUCAGGAACAGCCACAAGCCCAGGCUGAGAUCCAGGGUCAGGGAGAGACACAAGACCAGGGCGCAGCCCAGGAGGAAGAGGAGCAGCAGCAGUGAAAGGAAGUCGGACAGAGUGAGGGCAGUAAAAGACAGACAGAGGCUCUGCCAGCCUGCUGCUUGGAGCAGCUGGUGCUCCUUAGCUGAAUACCUGCACCACUCAUACUUUGCCUGCUCUCCUCCGCUUGCUUAGAAAAAAAAAGACAGAUGUCUGCUGAACUGUUUGGUCUCACAACCGAAGUUAAAAUAUGCUGGUCCUCCCUGAGAGCAAGACAGUAGGAGUGUUUAUGGAGAGAGCUGCAGAACAGUUAUGAGGAUAACACAGACUUGGACUUGUUAGUCUGUCACUCAGGAUACCGCCAGAAGAGCUGUGUCCUCACCAUGGAAAUAGCCCCAUGUUGCCACAUAAUCAGCAAGUCAACACAAUUGGAAUCUGUCAUCUCUAUUACUUUCUUCUCACUUUCUCUUUUUGAGAAAAUUAAAUUGGUUUAACUGCUUCAGGCCUUCGACUGCUGCCCAAU
This is a messenger RNA of Monopterus albus (swamp eel), 3404 nucleotides long. Its product is annotated as SEL1L adaptor subunit of SYVN1 ubiquitin ligase. The transcript is spliced from 21 exons. Gene Ontology annotation, biological process: ERAD pathway. The record is from RefSeq and is a predicted model, not a curated record. Gene Ontology annotation, cellular component: endoplasmic reticulum membrane. Gene Ontology annotation, molecular function: protein binding. The coding region runs from base 490 to 2943 and encodes 817 amino acids. Lineage: Eukaryota; Metazoa; Chordata; Actinopteri; Synbranchiformes; Synbranchidae.